Naegleria gruberi is the source of this 900-nucleotide messenger RNA. RefSeq lists its product as uncharacterized. Bases 1 to 900 code for a protein of 299 amino acids. The record is from RefSeq and is a predicted model, not a curated record. Lineage: Eukaryota; Heterolobosea; Eutetramitea; Acrasida; Naegleriidae. The transcript has a single exon.
AUGGGAUCGUUCAUGUGUACAAAUGCCUCUGUUGCUCAGAAGGCACACAGAAAGGACGACUAUAAAAAUCCAUUCGUUGAAAAUGCAAAGGUGAGAAGACAUCGACACAGAGAACGAGAGGCCAAUAGAACUCUCUUUCAUAAACCUAGGGGUAAGAAGGAAGUGGAAAACUUUCAUGCCAAUGAUAGUCAUAUAGUUGAGCAUCAUGAUUCACGAGGUAAUGCCAUAACAAUACAAAUACGGCAUGCUAGGUCGAUGAGUUGCUUGUCUGGCUUGGUUACUCAGCCCAAUAGGGAACUAGUGCCAAAGAUUCCUAAUGUUGAAAAACUCAAAGAUGUUACCACACCAAAAGGAGAGACUCCUGAUGUAAUGAUAGCCGAGAAUGUAAAUAAUGAUAGAGCAAGUAAUUGUAGUAAUUUUGUCCCUGUUUUGUCUGCAAGGGAUAAAGAACAUGUUGCCUCAAUAUAUGAAGUAACAAAUGACGAGCAAGACCUGGAAAGAUCUCCAAUCAAGCUUAAAGAUUUAAAAUCCAUCGACAUGACCAAUCAUGAUGAAGAUAAUUUCGAUAAUUUGGACCAAGGACAUCAGGAUGAUGAACACUACAUGCACAAGGAAUUUACGAGUAUACAAAAUGUUCACCAUUUGAGAAGUAGAGUGAGUACCUCUAAUUCCCUCAAUAAUCUCGAACACAAUCAGAGGAAAAGUUAUUCCGAAAAGAACAUUAGAAAAAUUCUGAAUGAUUUCGAGAGCAAUUCUCGACCUUUGACACCAGUCGAUGAUAAAAGAUCUCAAAAGAGUUUAAGGUAUCCUUCGAGAACUUCAAUUUAUUCCUCCCAAAGUCGUUCCUCAACAUCAAGAGCCAUGGAAUUAAUUUCUGUAAGUUCUGAUACAAAAGUGUGA